Molecule: messenger RNA, 1540 nt
Organism: Olea europaea var. sylvestris
Lineage: Eukaryota; Viridiplantae; Streptophyta; Magnoliopsida; Lamiales; Oleaceae
Product: transcription factor MYBS3-like
Exons: 3
Coding region: 256-1278 (340 amino acids)
Biological process (GO): response to auxin; response to gibberellin; response to ethylene
Molecular function (GO): DNA binding
Source: RefSeq, a predicted model, not a curated record
UAUUGUUUUGAACAUUAUAACAAAUUUCAGCCCAUUUUCCUCUCUCAUCAACUCUCUCUCUCCCUAAUAUUUGUGUCCACAUAGCAGUGGCUUCAUUUUAACCACAAACAAACCGAAACAUCAAGAACAAAUCCUAUAUUUCUGAUCAUGGAAAACAGCCCUUGAAGAUCAGAUCCAUUUUGAAUUGAAUCCAAUUUUCUGCUGUUAAUUACGGUUUUUCUUUGGAUUCAAUUUGUGGGUUUUUUUUUUGCAAGCAUGACAAGGAGGUGUUCGCAUUGCAGUCACAACGGACACAAUUCUCGGACGUGCCCGAAUCGAGGAGUGAAGCUUUUUGGGGUUCGAUUGACAGAUGGGUCGAUCCGGAAGAGUGCUAGUAUGGGUAAUUUGACCCAUUAUAUGGGUGGUGGUGGGAGUGGAAGUGGAAGUGGGACCCCUUUAAAUGGCGUCGCUCAUGACUCCCCAGCCGACACCCCUGACCACCCCUCAUCUGGCUCCGGCGUCGCCGAUGGAUAUGCCUCAGAGGACUUUGUUGCCGGGUCGUCUUCCAGCCGCGAGAGGAAGAAAGGUGUUCCAUGGACUGAAGAAGAGCAUAGGAUGUUUCUGCUUGGUCUGAAAAAGCUUGGUAAAGGUGACUGGCGCGGAAUUGCUCGUAAUUAUGUAAUAACCAGAACGCCUACUCAGGUGGCUAGCCAUGCCCAAAAAUACUUCAUCAGGCAAAGCAAUAUAUCUAGGAGGAGAAGACGCUCCAGCCUCUUUGACAUAGUGGCAGAUGAAUCAGCCGACAAUCCUGUGGUAUCAAGAGAUUUUUUCCCUGUAGACCUUCCACAAGCUGAGCCACAAAGCAGCAAUGCAUUUCCUCCUCUUCCUGCGGAUGAAGAAUGUGAGUCAAUGGAAUCUGCGAACUCCAAUGAUGGCGAGGCCGUGCUUCCUAAACCUGAGGGCGCACAAUUCUCGUACCCUGUUGUAUAUCCUGCUUAUGUUGCUCCAUUCUUUCCAUUGUCCAUCCCAUUUUGGCCAGGGUACAAUCAGGAGCCCGUUAAGGAAGAAACCCAUGAAGUGCUCAAGCCAACGGCUGUCCAUUCGAAGAGUCCAAUUAACGUUGAUGAGCUCGUUGGCAUGUCAAAACUAAGCUUAGGGGAAACCAUUGGUGAUUCAGGGCCGUCUUCUCUCUCUCUAAAACUCGUCGAAGGCUCUACGAGGCCAUCCGCAUUUCAUGCUAAACCAGGGACUGGCGGUUCAGGUAUGAGCUCUACCCAGAGCCCAAUACGGGCCGUGUAGAGAACAUUUGCUGGUGAUGGAUGUAGGUUCGCUCGUGCCCAUGAACUCUCGAUACCUUUUGUUAAUAGAAGACGAUACCAUUUAGGAUGGCUUGGAUAAGUGUAGUUUUAUCUAUUAGGCUUUAAUAAGUUGGUGUUGGGAUAUGAUUUACUCAGUUUGAGUAUCUUAAUUACCUUGUAGACAGCAAAAUCCUUUAUUAUUUGAAUCUUUCUUAACAUUUGUACAAGUGAAAUGGCACUUUUGUAGCUUCGCUCUUUUUUUA